AUGGCUCCUACAAUCACUUCCUCAGCAAACUACCCAAAGGAACACCUGAGUCUGACCCACAAGAUAAGAAAACCUGUUGUGGAGAAGAUGCGCAGAGAUCGCAUAAACAACUGUAUCGAGGAGCUCAAGGAUCUCCUGGGUCCAAAACUCCUCAAUCAGCAGCCCAAGUCCAAGCUGGAGAAAGCUGACAUCCUGGAGAUGACCGUUUGCCUCCUGCGACGACAGCUCCAACUUAAGCCCUCCUCUGACGCUGUUCACCAGGGAUUCUCCAGGUGUGCCCAAGAGGUUGUUUACUUCCUCUCUGAAGAUAAGGUCCAGACACAGUCCCAUGGAACCGUGCUGAACCACAUCCAGACCCUGAAGCCGUCCUCUAAUGAGGACAAGCCACAGCUGAGCAUGCUGGACCAGCAGACACUGAGUAAAGAGAAGAGUUCACUCAAGAGUGCCCUCUGGAGGCCGUGGUAG
Molecule: messenger RNA, 465 nt
Organism: Sardina pilchardus (European sardine)
Lineage: Eukaryota; Metazoa; Chordata; Actinopteri; Clupeiformes; Clupeidae
Product: transcription factor HES-5-like
Exons: 2
Coding region: 1-465 (154 amino acids)
Biological process (GO): anterior/posterior pattern specification; regulation of transcription by RNA polymerase II; regulation of neurogenesis
Cellular component (GO): nucleus
Molecular function (GO): DNA-binding transcription factor activity, RNA polymerase II-specific; RNA polymerase II cis-regulatory region sequence-specific DNA binding; protein dimerization activity
Source: RefSeq, a predicted model, not a curated record